GAAGACUCGGCGCGCGUAAUAGCGGUUUCUUCCUGGUGGGAAAUUUUGAACGCCCUCAGUGGAAGUAUGCCGUUUCUACUGGAAACAAAUAACCAUGGCUCUUAACUAUCAGACAUCGACUCUUUCUCUAACGCUGCCCAUUUCGUGUCAGAUAUGCCUCGGAAAGGUCCGGCAGCCGGUCAUUUGUGCCAACCACCACGUGUUCUGUUCAACCUGCAUGGAAAUGUGGUUAAAGAAAACCAGCCAGUGUCCCACCUGCAGAGUCCCCAUCACUGCAGAGAACCCGUGCAGGAAAAUCAUCGGAGGGACAAAUGAAGGUGAUCACAGUGAUAGUCCUUCUAUGAGGAAAUGUCUCAGGAAAACCAGAGGAGAACUGCUUUUUCGAGAGUAUGAGGAAGAGAUUGAAGGACUUGUGAGAGAAAAUGAGGAGCUGAAAACAAAAAAUCAAAGUCUGGAGGCACAACUGAAGACUGCUUUGCAUCCCUGCAGCGUUAAUGCAGAGCAUCAAGAUGACAAAAGAGUUUCCCCUCUUGUUGUGGAGGAAUGGAAGAACAAGCUGCAAGCUGCCACAGAUGUUUGUGAUAAAAUAAAGCAGGACAUGGACAAGCUGAAAGAGGCAAAUAAGACCCUGCGAUCUCAGAAUGUCGACCUUGUACAGGAGAAUAUGAGACUGAAAGCAGAGGUGUCAAGCAGAUCUCCUCAAAAGUUUGGUCGAUACACAGUGGCAGCGCUGGAAGCCAAAAUACAGCAGUAUGAGCGUGAUGUCGACCACUUGAAAAGGGCUUUGGAACGCAGCGACCAGUACAUAGAUGACCUCGAGGCUCGGAUCAGAAGGUCUGAGCAGAGAUAUGUUGAAGUGCAGGAAGCUGGUGAGAAUUGCAAGACUGCGACAGAAGCUCUCACACAGCAAAAGAAAAUCAGCAUGAUGAUGAGAAGCUUGAGUGACAAUGAGCGAAGAUCAAUCUGCAGCAAUCCAGAGGCAGAGUGCCCAACAUUUUCUAGAAAUCAGAGUUUGGUGUUCAUGCCAUCUGCAGACAACAAAGAGUUUGGUAAGAAUCUCACUGGAGAAAAGAACAAUGAAGACCCAGAAAGCUCCUCCUCUGACUUCUUGCCCACAACUCCAUCCUCUGCUUUACGGUCUCUGACCCUGAGAAGCCCUGGCAUCCGUGAAAAAAGAGUUGCAUUUAAACCUGUGUCUCAUCUGAGAAGGCUUGACUUCGAAGAAUAUCCUAGUCCUGGGAAGUCAAGUGUAGUCUUGCAGAGCAAAUUCCACAGCCUUGAAAAAUUCCCCAAAGGCUUGCAUCCAAAUGAUAAGGACUCUUCAAAGUCUGUGUUUUGGGGUUGUUGGCAGAGCUCAAACUUAAAUGACCCAGUGUGUCCAGGUUCCAGUAAAGAAAGCUCUGUCAAGGAAUCCACAUCUACUAGUCUUGUAGGCAAUAAGUCUGAUAGUUUUCAGAUGUCCAGUGAGGCCUCCAUGGAUGCAGCUUACCUGGAUAAAAUUUCCGAGUUGGACUCCAUGAUGCUUGAUGGAGAAAGUUCCAGUAGCCGGGGAUCACAGCUCUCCUUGGGUUCCUCCCUUCCCACAGACUUGGACAGCACUCUUGUCCCAGAUCCACAAACCUGCCCUGAUGUCUUAUCGAGCCCUGAUGGCAUUGCCGCAGUCCAACACGAGCAGCAGAACCAGCAAUCGUGCGACAACACAGACGGCACCUUUAAUACCGAAGAGGCUCCAAAUCGAUCUGCAGAAGAAUGUUUUGCUGCUCAGGUGACAGAUAGGAAGGAUGAGACUCAUGUGUCUGGCAGUGCAGAGCAGGAAGAGCCCUGUCAGACUGAGGAGCUGUCUUUUGAUUUGUUGUUUGAUCCUCUGGAUGAGAUUAAGGCCGGUCCCUCUGGCUCUCUCAGUCCAGCAAGCCAAUGCCAUGAUCAGGAUCAUGUGAACCUUUCCUCCUCUCCCUCUGGCUGCACUAGUAGUAAGCCUGUAAGCACAAGAGAAAGACAUGCCCUGAACAACAGCCAGCCAAUAAAGAGAAAGUCUCACAGUCCCUUUAAUACAAGCAGUCCCACCAAACUUUCAAAGCUCAUGUAAAGUUUUCAGAAACCUAAUUUGUGUGUUCUCAAUGUUCUAUAGCAUCUUUAGGCGAAGUUUCACUACUGCUUAUGGCUGGAAAGUAUUAUUCUGUAUACCCUUAGAACAAAUGUGUGCAUUUGAUGUUGGUGUGUAACUUAUUGUCAUGAUUCCCUUGUGAUAUGAAUUAAGGUGAACUAGAAGAUCGUCACAUAGGUUUUGUGAAAAUGUACUUGUAUGUCUCAGGGGUAGUGGAGUAACUGAAGGUCAGGUUUUUAAAGCCGGAAGAUCUGUUUGCAGUCAUUUGUAUGUUCAUGUGCAGAGGUGCAUCACAUGUGCAGCAUUGACGUUUUUCAAAUAUACCUUAAGAUUACUUGUCUGUGUUUGUCUUUUCCAGCUCUUCAACAGACGUGAUGUUUAUGGUGAUCUUUUUUUGCAGCAUUGAAUACAGAUUUAUAUAAAUAACAUCAAAAGAAGUCAUAUGCUGAAUUAAAAUUGGCAGUUUUGUGUGUUAGGAAAUAAAGAAGUAAUGCAAU
Melanotaenia boesemani (Boeseman's rainbowfish) is the source of this 2601-nucleotide messenger RNA. RefSeq names its product ORC ubiquitin ligase 1 (gene obi1). Lineage: Eukaryota; Metazoa; Chordata; Actinopteri; Atheriniformes; Melanotaeniidae. The coding region runs from base 95 to 2086 and encodes 663 amino acids. Gene Ontology annotation, molecular function: ubiquitin-protein transferase activity. The record is from RefSeq and is a predicted model, not a curated record. The transcript has 6 exons. Gene Ontology annotation, biological process: protein monoubiquitination; regulation of DNA replication.